AUGGCUACUGGCGAGCAAAAGCGUAGUGGACUAAUCCCCAUUGCCCCAGCUCCCACUACCCAGAAUGGAGGCUCAUUUCAGUCUGAGAUGUCCCCCAACGCAUGCCAUACCUGCGCGAAGCGAAAAGUCAAAUGCGACAAGGUGGCACCGAUUUGCUCUAGAUGCCGCAAGGGCGGGUUCCAGUGUAUCUACCAAGCACCGCAACCACGACCUCGAAAAAGAAAAGUACUAGGCGAUGAUGUUUUACAUAGACUCGCCCGAUAUGAGCGCAUUCUGCAGCAGCAUGGCCUAUUGGAUUCUGAGAUAUCGCCUCUCGAAGACAUCUCAGUCGGUCAUGUCAAGCCUAGCGCCUCAAAAGCUGGUGACCUUUUAACCGGCCAGGGGAGAUUGCAGCAUAUCGACUGUCACACGUGGCACAACCUCAGUGACGAUGAGACUCGGCAUAUUUCCGAUUAUGAAGAAGAGGAUGAGAUGACCCCCAACGAUGCCAGUGUCGCCGGGGUUAUCACACCUGAUCCGUUAACGGGUGCGUUCCUCGGCGUCCAGCAAAGCCUUCUUCAGUAUCAUCCAAGCCAUGCGGAUGCUAUGGUGAUGUGGAUGACGUAUACAGAAAAUGUAGAACCUCUAUGCAAAGUGCUACACGUUCCAUCGACAGACGAAAUGGUCAGGUCUAUUUCGCAGCGACCCGAAACCGCGUCGGAAACCGAUGAGUGUCUAUUAUUUGCAAUCUACUACGCCGCUAUCUUUUCAAUAACAGAAGAGGAAUGCUUAAAGCGCCUGGGACAUGCGCGGUCUAUUCUCAUGGAGCAACUUCACUUUGCUGCAAGGCAGGCACUCGUGAAUGCGUCUUUCCUCAAGACAACAUCGAUUACGGUCUUACAGGCUCUCCAUCUAUUUCUCCUGUCUAGCCGUCAGGUGUACGAUCCGCACACAUACUGGAUUCUAACAGGAAUUUCGGCCCGUAUAGGGCAACGUAUCGGUCUCCAUCAGGAUGGAGAAAAGCUGGGCUUGCCACCCUUUGACGUGGAGCUGAGACGACGGCUGUUUUAUCAGGUUUUCCCGCACGAUUGCCGAGUUAGCCAAUUUGCCGGUAUUGACUUUGUCAGUCUGCCUGCAGCCUGGGAUACAAAACCUCCCCUCAAUAUCAACGAUAACCAGAUUUGGCCUGGAAUGACAGAAAGUCCCGUCGAGCAAAAAUCUGCAACCGAUAUGAUAUUCUGCCUGUCGCGUAUAUACGUUGGGAGAAGUCUGGCCAAGUUGGGAAAACCAAUUGACAGCGCAGCACCUUGGGCCCUUCCAGAUAACCAUGAGGCGGAAAAGGUUAUAAGUGCAGCAGAAAACGAAGUAGAGGAGAGGUUCAUCCGCUACUGCGAUAUCGUCGAUCCGCUGCAUUUUCUCACUGUCGGUCUUGCUCGGUCGGGAACGACAGCUAUGCGCCUCAAGAUCCGUCUCUCCAAGAUCAGGGGCCAGAAUGCCACUGAUGAAGAGCGGGUCCAUCUAUUCAUGCUUGCCCAGAAGACGCUGGAUACCGAUGCGGCGAUUCAUGGUCAUGGCGGGAUCAGUAGAUUCCAGUGGCACAUUAAACCGUUCUUUUUCUGGGGUACGCGAGAUUCAUUUAUCUACGUGCUGACUAUGUUAUUGAAAAGAUGUGAUUUGCUUUCCCCUGGAGAAAUCGAAGCUGCUUGGAACAGUAUAGAACAACUCUACCAACAUCACGAUGAGCUUUUCAACGGCAAGCAGGCUCUGAAUGUGGCACUUCGGCGUCUUUCUCUGAAGGCCUGGGAUUCCUACAAAAAGACCAGCAGUGCUCCAGAGCCAGACUUCAUCAGUACCCUGCGAUCUUUACGGGAGAGACGAGAGAAGAGACAGAAUCAGCGAGGCAUAUUGAUAUAUCCAACACUCGACGCGACACUCUCAACAGGUCCUUCCCCCGCAAGUGACAUCAAUACAUCUCUCGGCAGUCUGUCGGAUACCAUUGGCCUCGAUAUUGGCCAACAUGUCAAUUUUGAUGUGGACGACUGGCUAUUUUGGGAUCAGUUAAUACAAGGUCAGCAAGGGCAGUACUAG
Messenger RNA from Talaromyces rugulosus, 2067 nucleotides. RefSeq lists its product as uncharacterized. The record is from RefSeq and is a predicted model, not a curated record. The coding region runs from base 1 to 2067 and encodes 688 amino acids. Gene Ontology annotation, molecular function: zinc ion binding; DNA-binding transcription factor activity, RNA polymerase II-specific; DNA binding. NCBI's taxonomy places the organism in Eukaryota, Fungi, Ascomycota, Eurotiomycetes, Eurotiales, Trichocomaceae. The transcript has a single exon. Gene Ontology annotation, biological process: DNA-templated transcription; regulation of DNA-templated transcription.